Messenger RNA from Aspergillus bombycis, 4911 nucleotides. RefSeq names its product BTB domain and ankyrin repeat protein. Gene Ontology annotation, molecular function: protein binding. Lineage: Eukaryota; Fungi; Ascomycota; Eurotiomycetes; Eurotiales; Aspergillaceae. The record is from RefSeq and is a predicted model, not a curated record. The transcript is spliced from 3 exons. Bases 1 to 4911 code for a protein of 1636 amino acids.
AUGAGUAGCAAGCUUUGGGAGUUCUUUUUGCGCGAUGACGUUGAUAGCUUCCGGCGGGUUCUGGCAACUGCCAGCUAUACCUCCGGUAGCCAGCGGGCUUCAGGACCUGGCGGAUCGUCUAAUUUCAAGAUCGGAAGCCCUGGGGGUACCAUAACCUCUACUGGUCUCUCAUUCAAAAGCAAGAAAUUGAGCGGAACGUCGCCAGGUAGUCCGGUCCCGGAUCGAAGCAAUACACCUCGGAGUGGAAGACCAUUGUCUCGGGAGGAGUUGAACGCUCGUGAUCAAUUUGGCAGAACGCUACUCCACCUUGUGGCUUCGUCGACGAAACCUACUGCGACCGACUUUGCGGUGGCUUUACUCGAGGUGCCUUUCAUUGACAUAUAUGCACAAGAUUGGGAGAGUGGGUGGACAGCGCUGCAUCGGGCUUUGUAUGCGGGCAAUGCCGCCAUUGCCCAAGCGUUACUGACUCGCGAUGUGCGCGAUGCAACAGACUUUAGUAAAUCGGGAAAUACAACCAACGCGAGUGGUACCUUGAUAAAAAUCAAAGAUAGAGAAGGAUACAGCCCCUUUGAUGUAUAUGGAGCUACAAUUGCAUCUCGUGAGAUCAAGAGUAUUGUCUCUCCGGUAGUGACUGAUCUAAAGCUCGGCGAUCUUGACAAUGCGGAUAUUGCUUCCAUUGCGUCCUCACAGCCUGACGACUUCGACGAAGACGGUCAUUUUGCAAAGCGAGCGCUAAAGCCGAGAACAAAUGUACUAGGUGACGAAGUAUUUACAUUUGGGAGCAAUAAGAACCUGAAUCUUGGUGUAGGGGAUCAUGACGACCGCCAGUAUCCCGAGCGAAUAACUUUCCAACGUCCAGAUCACCUUUUGCAGCGGUUCUUUUCCGAAUUCCAAGAGCAGCAUUUGGAUGAAGGGAGUUCAGAUCUCCAACAAGUGCGUGGAGUUACGGAUUUGCCAGCAUUGGUCAAGAACAAACAUAUCAAAAUUCAGAACAUUGCCAUGUCCAAGCUGCACACAGCCAUUCUCACAAACGAUCCAGAGUCGAACCUGUUCUUGUGCGGCUUCGGCCCCGGAGGGCGCUUAGGUACCGGUGAUGAGUCAACACGGUUCGGCUUUGUCUGCAUUGAGACCGGAGGGUUGGCCAACAAGAAGGUUAUUUCUGUUGCCCUUGGCCAGGAUCACACUCUCGCAAUUACAGAGGACGGCGAGAUAUUCAGCUGGGGAAGCAACAAGUUUGGUCAAUUAGGUUAUGGUCUUCCAAGAACCAACAAUCGAGACGAUGUGCCCAUGCAGAAGACCCCACGACAGAUAUUCAACCCGUUCAAAAAGGAGACCAUCCUUGGAGCUGCAGCAUCUGCGAUACAUUCAGUCGUUUUCAGCAACUUUGGUCUUUAUACUUUUGGCAAGAAUGAAGGUCAGCUUGGACUUGUCGACUCAGAUGCCCGAUCUCUUGAAACUCAGACGACCCCUCGGCGUGUCGGAGCGUCUCUUUUUAGUGCUCCAAUCCAGAGCGUGUCCGCUAUUGACCAAGCCACCGCCAUUCUUCUCCAGAACCAUGAUGUUUGGGUAUUUUCACAGUAUGGCUACUCGAGACUGUCUUUCCCUUUGGAUAUCAGCUCGAGUUUCAUUAGGAACAGCUUCAUGUCCACCCGGUACGAUACUUCCGUCAAUCGUAUCAUUAAAGUAACGUCCGGUGGAAAUACCAUAUGUGCGUUGUCCAGUUCUGGUGAAGUCUUCACAGUACAAGUCAACAGGACAGAGAAUCCACCGAGUUCGACUUCUACCACAAACCCAACUAAAAUACGGAAUUCCUUAUCUACACCGGCUCGAGUGUGGUCUGUGAAGAAGGCGCACAUGGCUGUGAGAGACGUUGAUGUUGGACAAGAUGGCUCGAUCAUCAUUUGCACAGCUUCUGGAUCGGCCUGGAGGAAAGAAAAGCGGGGGAAAGCGAAGGAUAGUUCAAAAGACCACAAAUUUGUCCGCGUCCCUGGGCUUUCUCGAGUUGUGAGCGUAUGUAGCAAUGCAUUUGGAGCUUUCGCAGCCGUGCAACGGAACUGUGACGUGACCAGGGAGCAAAUUAACAUCGACCAAAGCACACUGUGGAAGGAUAUGUUACCACUCUCACCUUUCCACUCUGUAGUAGGCUCUGUUGCUAUUCAUCAAGACGGUGUGUUGGACUCAGAGCCUAUCAUCAAUAUCAAGAAGGCCAUCAUGUCAGAGCCAGAUGUCGAGUCCUAUUUCCGGCCGCUGCAGACCGGACGUUUCCCCGGAACAGUAUGGGUCACCACCACAACCUCUGACAUACGUAUACCUGUGCACGAAUUCAUCCUGACAGGGCGCAGCCCGGUUCUGAGAAAGGCAUUCCAUGAUCUACGGCACGCACAAUCAUUCUCCAUUCCUGACGUGCUUACGAUCAAUUACGAUGGAGAAGGAUAUGCACAGCUUCAACUCCAAGGGGUUGACUUCUUGACUCUUCUGAACCUCGCUUUCUACUCCUACACAGACAAUAUUUUUGAAGUGUGGCAGCUAGUCAAACAUACGCCGGAAAGUGCAUCUAGAUAUCGUCAGGUCCGUUCUGAAGUGAUGCGUGUUGCCACGUGCCUGGGCCUUCACAGUCUAGAGAGAUCUGCCAGGUUAAUGAUUGAGCCUACAAAGGCACUGAAGUCAGAUAUGGAACGUGCGAUCAAUGAUAUCACGUUCUUUGACAGUGGUGAUGUGAUCGUUGAGUUGAAAAAUGGCACUAUGAGGGUUCACAGCCAAGUUAUUUGCCAAAGAUGUCCAUUUUUUGACGCUUUGUUCCGUGGCCGUUCAGGUGGCAGAUGGCUUUCCUCCCGCCGUAUAGAUCCAACCGACGAUAUAUACGUGGAUCUAAAGCAUAUUGAUCGGCAUGUCUUUGAGUUUGUGCUUAGGUAUAUGUAUGCAGAUACGGAGGAACAACUUUUCGACCAAGUUCGAACGAAUGACCUGGAAGAAUUCAUUGACCUAGUGCUUGAUGUUGCUUUUGUGGCGAAUGAGCUGAUGAUUGACCGGUUGGGUCAAAUCUGUCAGAAGAUGCUUGGCAGGUUCGUAACUACACGUAAUGUGUGUCAUCUACUCAACGCUACUGCGCCUUGUUGUGUGACAGAGUUCAAAGAUGCUGCGUUAGAGUAUAUUUGCUUGAAUUUGGAAGAUCUACUCUCAAAUAGAUUUUUGGAGGAUCUUGAUGAAUUUUUGCUGGGUGCGCUUGAUUCUGUUUGUCACGAGAAUCAGCUUUCGAGCUUCCCAGUGUCACGAGGGCGCAACUCCGAAGAAUAUGUUUUUGAAAAGUACCCCGAGCUUGUAUCCUUGGUAGAAAGAGACCGGCGGAGGAAGAUUGAUUCCAUGAGGCUUCGGUCACAUAUCAGCCAAAUCGAGGCGAGUGAAGGAAGGCUUCGAGCGACACUCACGCCUUCAGCGCCCUCGGGACAGAAAGCGCAACAGACUCCUACUAAGGGGGCUUCGGCUGCUACGUCACGUAGCCCAUCGUUGAGGCCCAAGCAUUCAAUCGGAGACCUGAUGUUCCAGAUGGAUGACGAGAAUCUGCUUAUACCGGGAGAAUCUAUUAAAGGAAAGACGGCAGUCCGUGGGGUCAAACCAAAUGAUGCCAAUGACAUUCGCUCAUACCCCGACUCGCCGGCUCUGGGCUCUAGUCUGACAGAGGGAGGAUCAUUGGAAGGCCGAAGUUACCUGGAUGAUCAAAUGGCCUCCCCAGAAGAUGCUAUACUUGCAGCGUCUCCCACUGAACUACGAGCUAGUGCGCUGAACGGGAAGAAGAACGGUUCUCUUACUCCACAAGACGUCUCUCAAAAACCAUGGAGUGCAUCAGUGGUUUCAGGCUCCAAGAAAAAUCUAAAAGACAUCAUGGACGAAGCAUCAGAAAAUCGCGUGUCGAAUCUCAGCCUAGGCAUGUCUUCCGCUCCUCGGGAAAGCAACAGCAACAACAGCAACAACCUCACUCCAAAGCUAUCUCAAAAGGAGCGCAAGAAGAUCCAGCAACAACAAAUGCAAGAUCUGCUUGCCGCUCAGAAAAAAGCCAAAGAACCACCCCAAAACCCAUGGAAGAUGGCUACACCCACCAAACCGAUACCAUUAGAAGCUACCGACGGACAAGACAGCCCAACCCCCGGCUCGGUCAAAUCAACCCCCAAGGCGCCCUCCAUGACCCUCCGUCAAACCGUCGCCGGGACACCACCGCCAUCAAAACCGGGAACACCACCUGUACAAAUCCAGAACCGUAAAACCUCUACCACAAGCGCCCAGACUCCCUCCAAACCUUCCAUCUCAGGUCCAUCAACAGCGCCACCCCCCAACCCACCAGCAACCCCUCAACCUCGACCCGCGAUCCAGUCAGUCCGCCACAUCCCCCGUCCAGAACCAUACCAAACCAGCUUCACCUCCCCGUCCCCCAACUCCCUCUCCCUAGCCACAAUCCUCAUGCAACAACAAACAGAAAAAGACGAAAUUCGCGAAGCAGCAACAGCCAAACACAACCUGCAAGAUAUCCAAGCCGAACAAGAAUUCCAAGAAUGGUGGGAUAAAGAAAGCAGACGCAUCCAAGGCCUGCCCCCCGUGGACCAAAAAGAGAACGAGAGAGACGGCCCAUCUGGCCGCGGCGGCCGUGGCAAGGGAGGUCAGGGUCAGGGUCAACAGCGCAAGAGACGUGGCGGUGGAGGAGGAAAAGGCAGCGGGAAUACCUCUACACCAGCUCCUUCUCAACAAUUAUCUCGGAGCAAUGGGCCCGACAAACCUGGGCAGAAGAAGAACUCAGCUUCGACGCCCCGUCAGCAGCGGACUGUUCAUGUUGAUGCCGCUGCUGGUGGGAAUAAUGCCCGUCGGAGUGGGAGAGGUGGUGGUGGCCGUGGGCGAGGUAAAGAUCGGGAUGAGAAUAUUUGA